AUGGGAUUUUCAUUUAGUAAAUCUGCUACUCAGGUAUCUGCCAUGCGAAUGGAUUCAAAAGUGGACAGUCACUUAAUGCAAGGGACUGAGAAAAGCAGGUUGAAACCAGUGACUCGUUUAUUUCAAAACACCAAGAAAAUAAGAUUAGAAGACACAAACCAAGAAAACUUUUCAAGUAUUGAAGGAAUUGGCCCAGGAUCUCUUUCAAAGAAAGCCUUGGGUUCAGUGGUAUAUGUUAAAGAAAGUGAUGGACUAGAAAUGACAGAUGUGGAAUGA
Molecule: messenger RNA, 276 nt
Organism: Marmota flaviventris (yellow-bellied marmot)
Lineage: Eukaryota; Metazoa; Chordata; Mammalia; Rodentia; Sciuridae
Gene: C14H2orf15
Product: chromosome 14 C2orf15 homolog
Source: RefSeq, a predicted model, not a curated record